GGACGCUCCAACGGUCUCCUCACUUGACGAUACCCAGAUACUUUGCCAGGCAGCCUCUCGUACGCCUUGCAGGACGGUUGAACACCUCGGCAUCAACCUCCGCAGCCAUGCCGUCCCUCCGCGUGCAAGACCAAGACCUCUUCUACACCUGGCAUGCCGCCGGCGACCCCGUCCUGCUCUUCAUCCACGGCCUCGGCUCCUCCAACUCCUUUUACGCCCCCAUCAUCCCGUCGCUCGUCCAACAGGGCAUCUCAUGCCUGGCCUUUGACACGCCGGGCAGCGCCCUGUCGCCCUACCGCGGCCAGGACAGCGACCCGGCCAUGCUCUGCGGGGCCGCCAGCGCCCUCCUCACCGCACUGAAGAUUGACGCCCGGCGCGUCGUGGCCGUGGGUCACUCCAUGGGCGCCAUCGUCGCCAGCGAGCUCGCCCGCAGCCUCGACGUCGCGGGCGCCGUCCUGGUCGGCCCCGUCAACCCCAACGAGGCGCUGGUCGGGGUCUUUGAGGCCCGCGUCAAGCUGGUCGACGCAGAGGGCAUGGAGGGCGUCGCUGCCGUGGUGCCGUUUGCCGCCACGGGCCCCAGGGCCACGCCGACGCAGCAGGCUUUUAUCCGGACGCUCCUCCUCGCGCAGUCGCCCGAGGGAUACAAGUCGCUGUGCCGUACGAUACAAAGGGCGACCCGGCCGCGGUACGAGGACAUCAAGUGCCCGUUGCUCAUCAUCGCAGGGUCGCACGACAAGACGAGCCCGAUGGGCGGGUCCGAGCACAUCUUGCAGAGCUGGGGCGUCGACGCGGGCCGGAAGCGCCUCGAGGUGCUCCAGGGCGUGGGGCAUUGGCAUUGCAUAGAGGCCGCGGACGGGGUGCUGGCGCUGGUGAGCGGCUUCGUGGCCGAGGUCACGCCCACGAGUUGAUGUGCGGUGACGGAGCCAUGACGAAUGCUUGAAUCUACUAGGUACUCUAUAGCGCUACAAGAUGCUCCGUGUGCAGGCGAGGCCGCAGUGUUACUUGUUGGCCGCCGCAAUCGCUCCCGUGUCCUACGUGUGUUAGUGUUUGGGAGCACUGAUGAACGGAAACACUGGUAAAUGGAGGGGACG
Purpureocillium takamizusanense is the source of this 1091-nucleotide messenger RNA. RefSeq lists its product as uncharacterized. NCBI's taxonomy places the organism in Eukaryota, Fungi, Ascomycota, Sordariomycetes, Hypocreales, Ophiocordycipitaceae. The record is from RefSeq and is a predicted model, not a curated record. The transcript has 4 exons. Bases 108 to 908 code for a protein of 266 amino acids.